Manis pentadactyla (Chinese pangolin) is the source of this 566-nucleotide messenger RNA. RefSeq names its product keratin-associated protein 12-1-like. The record is from RefSeq and is a predicted model, not a curated record. The transcript has a single exon. Gene Ontology annotation, cellular component: keratin filament. Bases 40 to 300 code for a protein of 86 amino acids. NCBI's taxonomy places the organism in Eukaryota, Metazoa, Chordata, Mammalia, Pholidota, Manidae.
ACUACCCUCCACACAACACCAGCCUAGUGCCACACCGACAUGUGCCACACCAGCUGCUCCACAGGCUGCCAGGCUGCCUGCUGCAUGCCCAGCCCCUGCCAGGCAUCCUGCUGUGUGCCUGUGAGCUGCCAGCCCACUGUGUGCAUGCCCAUGAGCUGCAGACCCACUGUGUGUGUGCCCGUGAGCUACAAGCCUGCCGUGUGCAUGGCCCCCUCCUGCCAGUCCUCCGGGUGCUGCCAGCACUCCUGCCCCACCCUGCUCUUCAGACCCGUCUCCUGUAGCACCCCUUUCUGCUGCUGACCACGCAUCUCCUACCCAGCUGCUCCCAGUGCACAAGGGCCACACUUGCUCCCCUCUAAAAUGAAUCCUUGGUGGCCCUCCAGGUUCUGCACGUGGCCAAUGAAAACAUGCUCAACAAACCCUCUGAGCUUUUUGUGGAGAACAUGGCAGGAUGAUCUGGAUCCCUCCGUGACCUGCACAUCCCCUCAGCGAAGCCCUGGUCCUGAGGGUCCUGCUCUGUCCCCAUGGAAACCAUACCCCAUGGGAGCCAAAUAAAUCAUGCUUUC